This is a messenger RNA of Argiope bruennichi, 3107 nucleotides long. Its product is annotated as TAF5-like RNA polymerase II p300/CBP-associated factor-associated factor 65 kDa subunit 5L. Gene Ontology annotation, molecular function: RNA polymerase II general transcription initiation factor activity; protein binding. Gene Ontology annotation, cellular component: transcription factor TFIID complex. NCBI's taxonomy places the organism in Eukaryota, Metazoa, Arthropoda, Arachnida, Araneae, Araneidae. Gene Ontology annotation, biological process: transcription initiation at RNA polymerase II promoter. Bases 131 to 1720 code for a protein of 529 amino acids. The transcript is spliced from 14 exons. The record is from RefSeq and is a predicted model, not a curated record.
UAUUUUCAAUCUGAAUCUCGUCUUAAGUGAAUAUCCUGAAUUACUUUUCAAGAACAUCAAACAAACACUUUGUUCAACUAUUCUUUACCAUAUUGGAAUACGAUUUCACAAUCCAUAUGUGUUAAGGAUAAUGCCUUCAAAAGAAAAUAUUAAUUUUUCGAGUAGUAUGGAGGCUUCUAAUCCUUCUGUAGAUUUUUUACUGGCUACAAAAGAAUACUCAGGAUUCAUCACGUUUGUUAAUGAAACUCCUCCACCUGAAAAGUACCAGCUGACUCAUUUUCUCUUUCCUUUUUAUGUGUACAUUUAUUUGCUCUUAUUCAAAAAUAAAAAAUUCACAGAAGCACAAAGAUUUGUUUCAACAUAUUCCAGGCUGUUUUUAAAAGCUGAAGGAUAUGGAGAAAUUAUUCAAGAUUUAUUCAAGUUUAAAAAUUUAAAUGAAGUUCAAGAUCAUUCAUAUUUUAAGAAUUUUUGUGAAUACAGAUAUAAAGUCAAGAUUUCUAAAGAUAGCUUGAGACUUCUGAAAAAAUAUUUAGAGGAUGCAGAAUGUAGGAUUUUAAGUCCUAUUUUACAUAGGGAGUUUAAUAUUGAAGUAUCUGAAGAUCAAAGUAAUCAUGAAAAUAUCACUACAUCAUCUGUUGAGAUAAAAGAAUCGACAUGUCAAAGCACUGAAGACCACUUAUCUACAAGAAAUAUCAAUGUUAAAAAGUCGAAAAAUGAGCUUCCAAGCAAAAUCGCCUGUUACCAUUACAGCAUCUUUUGCAGAAAAGAACAGCUUUGCUGUGUUGAUAUCAAUAAAAGGAAUACUCUCUUUGCUGCUGGUUUUGAAAAUUCUGAUAUUCAUGUUUGGAAUAUGGACCCAGAUAUUGUGAAUAAAUCUGUGUCCAAAAAUUUGGAUAUAAGUGAGUCCAAAGAAUGCUUGACAUCAAACUUAAAAGAUAAAACUGCUUCUACAACAAGUGAGAAAUGUGUUCUGAAAGGACAUAAUGGAGGAGUUUAUGGAGUAACUUUUGCUUCUGGUCUGUUAAUGUCUUGUUCUGAGGAUACUACUGCUCGUGCUUGGAGUAUGACUGAUUUUAAAGAUGUGCGUGCAUACUGUGAACAUAAAUAUCCAAUAUGGGAUAUAGAUGUGAGUUCCAAUUGUGCCUACUUUGCGACUGCUUCUCUAGAUUGCACUGCUCGCUUGUGGAGCUUUAAUAGACCUGCUUCUCUCAGAAUUUUUGUGGGUCAUUCUUCUGAUGUAGAUUGUGUUAGAUUUCACUCAAAUUGCAGGUAUUUGGCUACUGCUUCUACUGAUAAAACAAUCCAGCUGUGGGCUAUUGAAAAUGGUUUUUCAGUUCGAAAAUUUUCUGGUCAUGGUGCACGUAUAAAUUCCAUUACUUUUUCACCUGAUGGGAAGCAUCUAGCAUCUGCUGAUGAUAGUGGUUGUAUUAAGGUAUGGGAUCUUGCAUCAGGAAAACUGUACAGUGAAAUUUGUGCCCAUUCCAAGAAAAUUUUAUCCAUAUCUUAUAACACAAACGAUUCUGUGAUUGCUUCGUGUGGUAUAGACAGUUUUGUAAAAAUAUGGGAUGUAAAACAUUCUGUACCUGUUGAUGAGAAAGGGAAGAGUGAAGCUACAUUGUUGGUUGAUUCAUAUUCUGUUGAUUCUGUGCCACAUUAUGUUCGUUUCUGCCAGAAAGAUUUUUUGAUAUCUGUCGGAACUCAAACAAGGACAGAUAAUUAAUUUUUGGUAAUAAUAUAUUUGUUUGAAUAGCAUUGGAGCAUAUUGCGGAGCAAAUAUAUGGAGCUUAGAUGAAUACCUCUGAAAUGAACUUUAAGAACACUAAAUGGAACACAUUGGAUUCCAUUUAGUAUUCUAUUUUAAUUAGUUUUCACUUUGGUGCUAAAAAAAUCAUUUUUUUCACCAGUAUUUAUUGUAGAUCCCUCAGCUUCAAUUUCAACACAGAAUAUUCAUUAUGACUUCAGUAUCAUAAAGAAACUCAGACUUUAUACUUAUUUAAGAAAGUACAAAAAUUUUUUGUAUCUCUCUCCCUCAACAAACAAAGCACCGUAAGCCUGUACAUUUUUCAUAAGUUUUAUUUCUUGUCUUUUGUUUAUAGUCCUUGAUAAUAUGUGGACCACAUCAUCAAAUGAAACCUGCAAUGUUGAAUUUAUACAUUUACAUAAACAAUGAAUUGAAACUAAUAAUUUAUUUUAAUUAUAAUUUCGUUAUGUAGAAUAUUGAUUUGUAGCAUUUGAAAUUAAAUUCCCUUCAAACAUUAUCUUAAUGUAAUUAAAAAUAAUAAUAUUAAGGAUUAUUUUUGUGAAUGCAAUCAUGUAUACCUCUGCUUUCCCAUAAUGUAAACUUGAAGUAUCAUUGGAUAUAAUAUAAAAUAUUGAAAUUACUAUGUGAAUAGAAAAAUGGCAAUUAUUAUAAUUUGAAAUAUGAAACAUAUAAUUUGUGAAAUUACUGUUCCUGGAAAUAAUGAUCUUAUGAAGCCCUUUUAUGCAAUACUUAACCUUUAAAAAUGUUCUUCCUCCAAGUUUUUUAUCCUUCAAGGGCAUGUAUGAUUUAUUUUACAUUGUGAAAAUGAAGCUAAAUCAUGUAUGAAUUCAUAAAAAAAGAGGAUUAAAACUUUUGCUGCCACCUAUAGUCUUGAUUAGAUAUUUUAAUAUAUAUAUAUAUAUAUAUAUAUAUUAAGACCUAAAAAAUAUUCUGAAAGAGGUGGUUUAUCAAAUAUCCACUACCACUAAAAGUGCAAACAGGAUAAAAGAGGCAAAAGGCCUAAUUUUGAGGAUUUUUGCUUUUUGUAUUUAUGAUAAUUGCUAAAUAAUAGGUUAUUGCAAUUGUAUUUAGUAGUAUCUUUUGAAUAUUGUGAUUAAAACACUAUACUAUAUUGUGUGUGUAUAUAUAUAUAAAUACACUAUAGUAUAGUAUAUUGUGUAUAUAUAUAUUAUCACUAUAUUGUGGAAGAAUCGUAAUGAAAAUUGAUUACUGUAUGAUAAAAUCUAUUUUUGUUUAAUCAGAACUUUUAUUUUUUUAUUUAAUUCUGUAAAUGAUGUUAUAAUUUUGAUAUCAAAUGAAUCUCUGUGGUGGAUAAUUUAAUUCAUCAAAUAUAUGAUCAUACAUU